This is a messenger RNA of Colletotrichum higginsianum IMI 349063, 837 nucleotides long. Its product is annotated as Acetoin reductase. NCBI's taxonomy places the organism in Eukaryota, Fungi, Ascomycota, Sordariomycetes, Glomerellales, Glomerellaceae. The record is from RefSeq and is a predicted model, not a curated record. The coding region runs from base 1 to 837 and encodes 278 amino acids. Gene Ontology annotation, molecular function: oxidoreductase activity, acting on the CH-OH group of donors, NAD or NADP as acceptor. The transcript is spliced from 4 exons.
AUGAGCGCGUUCGUGGGAGCAACAAAAGCCGCCGCCGCUCAAGCGAGCCGCGUCGUGAUUGUGACCGGCUCCGCGCGGGGCAUCGGCCGCGCCGUCGCCCUCCGCCUCGCCCGCGACGGCUACGAUGUCUGCGUCAACGACAUCGCCGCCAACGAGGCCGGCAGCCACGGGGUCGCCGAUGAAAUCCGCCGCCUCGGCCGCCGCUCCGUCGUCGCCACGGCCGACGUACGGAGCCUCGGCGAGGUCCAGGGAAUGGUCCAGAAGGCUGUCGACGAGCUAGGGCCCCUAAACACCAUGAUCGCCAACGCCGGCAUCGCCCAGGUCAAGCCCCUUUUGGACAUCACCGAGGACGAGUUCGAAAACAUGUUCCGCGUCAACGUCUUUGGCGUGCAGCACUGCUACCAGGCCGCCGCGAAGCAGAUGAUCAAGCAGGGCAACUGCACGCCCGACCGCCCGGGCAAGAUUAUCGGCUGUUCCUCCAUUGUCGGCUUCAAGCCCUUCGCCCUCCUCUCGCACUACUCGGCCUCCAAGUGGGCCGUCCGCGGCCUGACGCAGGCUAGCGCCAUGGAGUACGCCGAGCACAACAUCACCGUCAACGCCUACGCGCCCGGCAUCGUCGGCACCGCCAUGUGGGACCUCAUCGACGAGAAGCUGGGCGAGAAGACGGGCGCCAAAAAAGGCGACACCAUCAAGAAGUACACGAGCGAGCUCAUCGCCCAGAAGCGCACCAGCGUGCCCGAGGACGUCGCCAAGCUCGUCAGCUUCCUCGCCAGCCCGGACAGCGACCACGUCACCGGCCAGACCCAGAUCGUGGACGGCGGCAUCAUUUACACGUAG